Molecule: messenger RNA, 644 nt
Organism: Megalopta genalis
Lineage: Eukaryota; Metazoa; Arthropoda; Insecta; Hymenoptera; Halictidae
Source: RefSeq, a predicted model, not a curated record
CUCGUCUGUUUGCCGAUUGAGUUGCGUUUUGAAGCCUGAAGCGCGCAUAAACCAUCAAAGCCGGCGACGAGCAGACGAAAGUGCCGUAGCCGUGCAAUGAACUCGUAUUUUGCACGCUAAACAUCGACGAGAGAAAAUUGUAUGUACGUUCUUUUCGUAACUUUUCAUUCAAGCAAAUAAUUUACUGAAUAAAAAAUGAAGCUUUUAACGCAUAACAUGUUAACUUCAAAAUGCUUGAAAGGCGUAACUGUUGGAUAUCCCUUAGGAAUCGUUGCAAAAGAUAUUAAAGUGUCUGAAGUGGACUUCAAUUCAGAAUUUAUUGCAAGAAUAAUUCCAAAACUUGAUUGGGGUACCUUAUGGAAAGCAGCAGAGAGUGUAAGUUUACUAUAUUAAAGUUUCAAUUUAAAUGGAAUCAAUUUUUUAUGACAUUAUAAAUUAGAAUCUUAACAUUUUCUAGUAAUUAACUACUAAAUUAUUAAUGGAGAUCUAUUGUGCCCAGAAUCUGGUAGAAAAUUUCCUAUUAAUGAUGGUAUACCAAAUAUGCUCUUAAAUGAAGAUGAAGUUUAAACAUUCAAAAUAAAUGUAAAUGUUAAUAUACAUUGUUUUUUAUAAGUAGUAGAUGUUUAAAUGUAUACAAAAAUUUA